CGAGCAGGCCAAUCGCGUCUUUUCUAUUGGACAACUUGGCGCGAGGGGCGGAGUCCUGCCGGGGAAGGUUCCGCGAUCUUAUUGGCAGCCGUCUCGAAAAGGGGCGGGGCGGCUCGCCCCGAUUGGUCUGAGCGCUGAGCGAGUUGGGGUGCUGGGGGAAUUCCCCGGGUCCUCGGAAUCCCCGGGCCGGCGGCUGCGGCGGCGGCGACGACUCCGGAUGGGCCGGGGGGGGCCCGGGAGAGGAGGGCUCUGCGUAGGCCAUGGCGGCCCCGGCGGGGCCCGUGAAGUCCGGGGACGGCGGGUUCGCGGACGAGUGGUGCGAUAGUGGGCUCGGGUCUCUGGGGCCCGAUGGGCUCGGGACCCCGGCGGACGGGGCUCGGGACGGGGCGGACGAGGACGAGGACGAAGAGCCGGCGAGCUGGGCCCCCGAGGUGUUCGGCUACGUGACGGAGGACGGGGACACGGCCUUGCACUUGGCAGUGAUUCACCAGCAUGAAGCCUUCCUCGACUUCCUGCUUCAUUUCACAGCAGGAACAGAAUAUCUGGAUCUCCAGAAUGACCUGGGCCAGACGGCUCUGCAUAUAGCGGCCAUCCUCGGAGAGGCAGCCAUAACUCAGAAGCUGCGGGCGGCAGGGGCCGGGCUCUGUGUGGCUGAGAGAGGGGGACACACGCCCCUGCACCUGGCCUGUCGGGCUGGGGCUCAUGCCUGUGCCCGCGCCCUUUUGGGGCCCCCUGAGGGCCAGGCAACACAGGGGGAGGAUGAAGAUGAGGAUGAGCAGGAGAGAUUAGACCAGCUGGAGUGUACCAACUACCAGGGCCACACUCCGCUCCACGUGGCUGUGAUCCACGGGGACACAGAGAUGGUUCAGUUGCUCCGGGAAGCAGGGGCCGAUCUCAACAAACCAGAGCCCACAUGUGGGCGGAGUCCCCUCCACCUGGCUGUGGAGGCAGAGGCAGCUGAGGUCCUGGAGUUGCUCUUGGACGGCGGUGCAGACCCCAAGGCCCAAAUGUAUGGAGGCCGCACGCCACUGGGGAGUGCCACACUUCGGUCAGACCCCCUCCUCGCCCAUCUCCUGCGUGCUCACGGGGCCCCGGAGCCCGAGUCUGAGGACGAGGAAGACUACAGGCCCAGAGGCAGCGACAGUGAUGAGGGUGACGAGUAUGAUGACAUCGUGGUCCAUGGAAGCCGGAGCUGAAACUGAAGCUCGCCUUCCUCACUGGCUGUGUUUCUAGCCUAUUUCUUUGCUUUUUUUUUUUUUUUGUAGAAAAGCCUUAAUUUCAAUAAAACCCUGGUUCCUCUGACUGGAAUGUCCAA
This is a messenger RNA of Phascolarctos cinereus (koala), 1315 nucleotides long. RefSeq names its product NFKB inhibitor beta (gene NFKBIB). Lineage: Eukaryota; Metazoa; Chordata; Mammalia; Diprotodontia; Phascolarctidae. The record is from RefSeq and is a predicted model, not a curated record. Gene Ontology annotation, biological process: cellular response to lipopolysaccharide. Gene Ontology annotation, molecular function: protein binding.